Messenger RNA from Plasmopara halstedii, 656 nucleotides. RefSeq lists its product as uncharacterized. NCBI's taxonomy places the organism in Eukaryota, Oomycota, Peronosporomycetes, Peronosporales, Peronosporaceae. The annotation marks the transcript as partial. The transcript has a single exon. The record is from RefSeq and is a predicted model, not a curated record.
AUGCAAAGCGAUUCAAAUGUGUUGGAGCAGCUAAGUGACGGUGGGCGAAACGAUAUGAUCGUCAAUUCUCUUUUGAAAUCGCUUAAGCAAUUCAGCGAGAAGAUGAAAAAUUUGCCUGAUUUGACGAUGCUUGAAGACGGUCGGGAUUUUAAGUUACUCACAUCCGAUAUAAUAUACCAGCUUAAGUUCAAGGAUCGUGCUCACGAUGGUUUGUUGCUUAAUGCUUACGACAUUUACGUUAGUGCCUACAACAAGCAGUGCCUUACGAAACAUUUGAGUUUGCUCGCGGUACUCAUUGCUACGUUUGGAUCUCGUGAGGUGUUAAACAUGAUAUAUGCAGCAAAAUCGGAUUUAGUUGUUGUGGAAACUGCCAAGUAUCUUGAAGUUGAGCUGGUCCGUCAAUUAGUUGACUCUGGAAAAAGCUUAGAUGAGUUGACGGAACUGAUUCUUCACAAUCAAAAGAGCGAUUUGGCAGUUUUUACAUGGGUUAAGUGUAUCAACGAAUAUAUGAAUCGAUUCCCAGAGGAAGAAUUCUGUCCGAUUCAAUUGGUGAGACAAUACGUUUUGGACGAGAAAUUGGCUGCGCUUGUUCUAGCAGCGACGCCUGAAUACGAGAAGGAUGCCAAACAAAUUCAAGAUAUGCUUAUGUUAGACUG